Messenger RNA from Cannabis sativa, 4516 nucleotides. RefSeq names its product pentatricopeptide repeat-containing protein At4g21065. The coding region runs from base 52 to 1992 and encodes 646 amino acids. Gene Ontology annotation, molecular function: protein binding; zinc ion binding; RNA binding. The record is from RefSeq and is a predicted model, not a curated record. NCBI's taxonomy places the organism in Eukaryota, Viridiplantae, Streptophyta, Magnoliopsida, Rosales, Cannabaceae. The transcript has 4 exons. Gene Ontology annotation, biological process: RNA modification.
CUCUUCUCUUCUCUCUCAUUUCAUCUUUGAAUCCUGAACCUGAGACCUGAGAUGCACUCCAAGCAAUUCCUUUUCUCCGGACCAUCUCUUAUCAUCUUACCAAUAGCCAAUCCAUUUAUACGACUACGACGUCGUUUUACUUCACUUCACAACCCCAUAACGACCACGACCACUACCCUUCUCCGCCACUCUUCCCAUCCACCCACAUUCGAUGGUUCAUCACCUCAUAAUCCGGCGAACCUGAAUCCAUACAUUCCGAUCACACAAUGCAUAUCACUGUUACAGCUCUGUGCUUCUUCCAACCUCAAAUUGAUGCAAAUCCACGCCUUUUCAGUCAGACAUGGUGUUCUGUUUUCCGACCCGGAUUUGGGGAAACACCUGGUAUUCGCCAUUGUAUCUGUCUCGGCUCCAAUGUCGUAUGCUCAUAACGUUUUUUCGCGAAUUGAUAGCCCUAACAUAUUUACGUGGAACACCAUGAUUAGAGGGUAUGGUGAGAGUGAGAAUCCUAGGCCAGCUAUUGAGCUUUAUCGUCAUAUGCGUGUUUUUUCUUGUGUUAAACCUGAUACUCACAGUUACCCCUUUCUUCUGAAGGCUGCAGCGAAGUUAGCGGUUGUUUGGGAAGGUGAAAUGAUUCAUUCUUUAGUUUUGAGAAAUGGGUUUGAGUCUUUGAUCUUUGUUCAGAACGGUUUGCUUCAUAUGUAUGGUUGUUAUGGGUGUGUUGAGAGUGUACACAAAGUGUUUGUAUUAAUGUCUCAAAGAGAUCUUGUUGCGUGGAAUACUGUAAUUAAUGGGUUUGCUUUGAAUGGAAGACUUAAUGAGGCUCUUGUUCUUUUCAGGGACAUGGGUUUUGAGGGUGUUGAGCCUGAUGGUUUUACAAUGGUCAGUUUGUUAUCUGUUUGUGGUGAGCUUGGGGCUUUGGCUUUGGGUAGGAGGGCUCAUGUGUAUAUGUUGAAAGUUGGCUUAUUGAGUUCGAACUUGCACUCUAAUAAUGCAAUUCUGGAUUUUUAUGCUAAGUGUGGGAGCAUUAGAGAUGCCCAAAAAAUGUUUACUGAAAUGAAGGAAAGAAGUGUGGUUUCUUGGACUUCUUUAAUUGUAGGUUUAGCUAUUAAUGGGUUUGGCAAAGAUGCUCUUGAGCUUUUUAGAAAAUUAGAAAGGGAGGGAUUGGUCCCUACUGAGAUAACUUUUGUGGGAGUAUUGUAUGCCUGUAGCCACUGCGGAAUGGUUAAAGAAGGGUUCACUUACUUUAGAAAGAUGCAAGAGAAGUAUGGGAUUGUGCCCAGAAUAGAACAUUAUGGUUGCAUGAUUGAUUUGUUGGGCAGAGCAGGUCUUGUUAAGGAAGCAUAUGAGUACAUACUAAACAUGCCAUUAAAGCCCAAUGCUGUCAUUUGGAGGACCUUACUAGGAGCAUGUACAAUACAAGGAAAUUUGGCUCUUGGAGAGUUAGCAAGAAGUCAUCUCCAAAAACUAGAGCCUGGACAUAGUGGGGAUUAUGUUCUUCUCUCUAAUCUUUAUGCUUCCGAGAAUCGUUGGUCAGAUGUCCAGGAGGUGAGAAAGGCAAUGCUUAGCCAGGGUGUGAUGAAGACACCAGGUUACAGCCUUGUUGAGUUGAGAAAUCGUGUUUAUGAGUUUGUUAUGGGUGAUAGAUCUCAUCCGUUUAGUGAGGAGACAUAUGCUAAGUUAGCAGAGAUUACAAGUUUGUUGAGGUUGGAAGGUUAUGUGCCUCAUACAGCAAAUGUGCUUGCAGACAUAGAAGAGGAGGAAAAAGAGAAUGCUUUGUCCUAUCACAGUGAGAAAAUUGCAGUUGCUUUUAUGCUUGUUAAUACUGGUCCAGGGAUUCCAAUUCGGAUUUUGAAGAAUUUGAGAAUCUGUGUUGAUUGUCAUGUUGCUUUUAAGCUCAUAUCCAAGAUUUAUGAUAGGGAGAUUGUUGUGAGGGAUUGUACUCGUUUUCAUCAUUUUGGAAAUGGGUCUUGUUCUUGUAGUGAUUAUUGGUAGCAUGUUUGGCUCUCUAAUAGAAAACGAAAGGUACAAUAAUUGAGUACCAAGACAUUAACCUCUGGCCUUGUCACACUAAAAAAAACACUCUAAAAGUUAGAACAGGCUGUUGAGAAUGUGGACAACAAUGAGAAGAACAAGGAAUUUUGAUUCAUAUAUAGAAAAGUGGUGGAUAGGUGCUCAUUACAAUUCCAAUUCAAAUUUCAUGGUUGGUUGUUUUGGUCACACCUCCUUGUUGGAUAUAGAAGUGUGCAAUAUUAAGCUUCCAAGGACUAAACUCACCCCUAUUUUCAGCCUCUUGAUUAAUAUUAGUGCUUACAACUUUUCUACUAUCUGGAGACUCUAGAUGGCAGAAGUAAACCCAUUUCGAUUGAUGGCGAUCCACUGGGCCUCUAAGCCAACCAAAGUGGGGACAUUUGAAAGAUCUGCAUAAGGUUAUAAAACAAGUUGAAGGAGCAUUGCCGGGCAUUGGCGCAGCGAUUAGAGCUCUUGGUAAACUUAGAGCUCGUGAAGUGAAACGCUUGGAUUCCUCUGUUUAUGCACAAUUUGGAGAAGUAUUAAAUAUGAAUUGUCAACAACUCAUGUGUACAAGGCAUAUGAUUGGAUGGCUAACAUGAAGGGGAAGUCUAUGGGCAAUAAUAUCAGAUUCGCUCUUGCAAACUUCAGUUCAAAUCGUUGGCUUUCCAUAAGAUUGGAAACAUUAGGAGGUAUCCUGAUCUGGUUGACAGCAAACUUUGUUGUUCUGCAGAUUGGGAGAGGAGAAAAUCAAGUAGAAUAUGCAUAAAUAAUGGGUCUACUUCUCAGUUACAGUCUAAAUAUCACCAAUCUUCUCAGUGGCGCAUGAAGGCGAGCAAGUAGAGCUGAAAAUAGUUUAAAUACUGUGGAGCGUGUUAGCGUGUUGGCACAGCAUUUAAAUCUUGCCAGAGAAACUGUUGCCAAACGAAGAAAGUGCAUUCUCUAGAAUGGUGCAAAGUAAAGGACCUGCCAAUGCUGACCACUUACGUAGCUUUGAAUUAGGAGGAAACAGAACAUGACCCGAAUUUAGCACAAACAGUCGAUCAACCAGAGGUGACUAACCUCGCCCCAAUGGAGUGCUGCUGCUCAGUACUCCUGUUUCUCUUUCUGCUUCACAAAUUGAUGUUCAACAAUCUGAUAUUGAAGAUGAGAGCAAUAUCCUCUUGAAAACAAAGGAUGCAGUCGUAACACUGGAGGGAUUUCUGGAGGGGAAGUAUGACCGAGAUAGAGAUGAAACACUACACAGUUCGAGGUACCAAGAGAUAAUGGGUGGACAACUCUUCACAGAAUAGUUGGAGGUCUUGCUGUGAUGAUCAGGCCUUCAGCAGUUUGAAAAUGAUUUUGGAGACACAUCCUUAGAUUGGGACCAAACUAAAUAUAGGAUCCACACUGAAGCCCCAAGGGGAAGUAGUUAGUCGUCAUUUGGAGGAUCAUAAGUAAUCAACCCAUUAAGGGAAGCUGCCAAAGUGUCCAAAGUCAGCCUUCUCUCUCACAUAGUCAAGGGCCAUGAGCCAUCUACCUGUGAAACUGAACCUCCGUCUCCAAACAAGCUACCUCCAAACGGUUCUCAAGGAAUCCAUCUCAGCUCGAACCUUCUCAAGGUCAGCAAGAGCAGCUCUCAAUCGGUCAGCAUCACCAUCAUGGGAAGCUAGUUGUUCCUUCAAUUCACCAACAAUUCUAGUAAGCUCAUUGGACACAUUCAACUGUUUGAUAUCAGAACGAAGUGAAUCUCAGUCACCCCUCCCCGGUUUCAACGCAUCUUGCAUGCCGUGCAUCUUUAUCCAAAUUGAAUCUUGCAAACACUACAAAACAUAAAAGGCAAAAGAGUAAGAAUAAAUCGUAACAUUCAAGUGACACUAGUUAGCCAGACACUAUGCCUUGAAAAAGAUGGGACUGAUGUUCCUCCAGUACUUUGUCUACUCUCAUUUUGUCCAACCAUUCUUCAUCUUCAAAAUCAUUAUCUGGAUGAAGACUUGUUCCCCCUUAUCUGAGAUAUGCAAGCUGACAAAAUCGAAUAUAUCGAAUUCCUUUUUGAAGUGAAGUUAGAUCAUUAAUAUUUUUUUGAGGAUUAGACCUUAGCAGUAAGAACAUAGGCCUAAUGAUUGGAAUAGGCCCAACAACGUCGAGUUCCCUUCUAACAAAUUGGUUGCUAGCUCUAGGCCUUUCUCUUAUUGUCAGAACAAGGAACACAUACUAGGAAAGAGCAAAGAGCUACAAUGAUUUCUCUUAUAGCCCAUAUUGCUCGUUGACAUCACCUAAAGCAAAGAGCUACAACGAAAACAUUGAAGGAACACAUACUAGGAAGACCAACUUUGUAAAUGGACUCCAUAUUGGAAGUAGUAACAUGCUUAUAAGUUAUAAGCAAGCCAGAUAUGUUGACAUACAAGGCCUCCCUAUGACACAAGUAGUCUAAUUGGUUAUGAAAGUGUAACUAGUAGAUUUUAAUGAUUCAAGUUACCAAGUUGUACAUCUUUAGAUUGAUCGAUAUCAAGAUAUGAGUUAUGAACAA